Molecule: messenger RNA, 375 nt
Organism: Funneliformis caledonium
Lineage: Eukaryota; Fungi; Glomeromycota; Glomeromycetes; Glomerales; Glomeraceae
Source: the annotation of a GenBank genome assembly
AUGACCCAAAGGUGGUGGUACUCAGUUCGGACAUUAACGUUGAUGACACCGAAUCCGAUACUGAUUUAUCCAACUCCCGAAGAAAGAGAAAAGCUAAGAAAGUGGAUGGGAACCGUGAGGUGGACAUACAAUAAAGUUCUUGAGAUGGUGCAGGAAAACGGGAUCACUGACAUGAACGUCAUACGAGAGCUCUACCUGAACAAUAAAUGCUUCAUUGAAGAAUUUUCAUGGGUAAAAGAGACUACGUUCGUACGCGAUCUGACAAUUGAUGAACGCUUACAAAACAUAAUAGAAAUAACUUCUUACUCUAUUGUUAACGGAGGGUCAGGUUUUGGCCUGAAUUUGGAACUUGAACUUUUAUGGGAUACGAUAUGA